AUGUCCAUUAUAUAGAUUCCCACCACAAUGCUGAGUGGCCCGCGUGAUCUCCAUCUUCGUCUUCUUUCUUACUCUUCACCCUUUCUACUUUCCUCUCUUCACUUCCCCAAAAAAUCUACUUCUCUCUCACACAAACACCUAUAGAUAUAGUGUAUAUAUAUAUACACAAUCACCCACCUACCCCAUAGCCAUUAAUAUCCCUUUACUCUGUAAAUAUAUCUAGCACAGAGAGAGAGACACCUAGCUAUAUACACAUUUAUUUAUUCUACAAUUUCUGAUGAAGAACACUUUUCUAAACUAGAUCUUGGGUAAGUGGGUGUGUGUUUAGUUCAGUUAUUGUGAUUCAAAUGGAGAUUUGGAAAGUGGGUUUUGUAGCUAUGGUGUUGGGUUUAUCUUUAGCUAUACUGGUUGAAUGUGGGGUACCCGAUAUGUAUUCGUCAAAAUUAGUUCAUAGAUUCUCCGACGAAGUGAGGAAACUUAGGGUUUCAAGGAAUGAGGAAGUGGGUGUUGUGUGGCCACAACAUAUGAGCUUAGAGUAUUAUGGGAAAUUGAUGAACAGUGAUUUGCAACGGCAAAAAAUGAAGCUGGGUCCUCAGUUUCAGCUACUUUUUCCUUCACAGGGUAGCAAAACGAUGCCGUUGGGAAAUGACUUCGGAUGGUUACAUUACAUGUGGGUUGAUAUAGGAACGCCAAAUGUUUCUUUUCUCGUUGCACUAGACGCUGGAAGUGACUUGCUGUGGGUUCCAUGUGAAUGUGUACAAUGCGCUCCUCUUUCAGCCAGUUAUUAUAGCAGCCUGGAUAAAGAUCUAAAUGAGUACAAUCCAUCUGGCUCAAGCACAAGUAAGUUCCUGUCGUGCAGCCAUCAGUUAUGUGAACUGAGUUCAAAUUGCAAAACCCCUAAGCAGCCCUGUCCGUACACUGUGAAUUAUGUAUCAGAAGAUACAUCCACAUCCGGAGUGCUCGUGGAAGAUAUCUUGCACCUUGCAUCAGGCAGCCGUAUGGCAGCCAACGGCUCUGCCAGGGCUCCAGUCACUUUUGGAUGUGGUAGUAAGCAAACUGGUGGUUAUCUAAAUGGAGUUGCACCUGAUGGCCUUAUGGGCUUGGGACCUGGAGAUAUCUCAGUUCCCAGUCGUCUUGCCAAAGCUGGAUUGGUCCGAAACUCCUUCUCUCUUUGUUUUAAGGAAGAUGAUUCGGGAAGGAUUUUCUUUGGAGACCAAGGGUCUGCUGGCCAGCAGACAACUUCUUUUCUGCCUUCAGAAGGACAAUUUGUUACUUAUGUUGUUGGCGUGGAAUCAUGUUGUUUUGGGAGCUCCUGUAUUGAGCAGACAAACUUCAAAGCCAUUGUGGAUAGUGGGACAUCAUUUACAUUUCUCCCAGAUCAAAUUUACGAUAGAGUUGUUAAAGAGUUUGACAGAAAAGUGAAUGCUACAAAAGCUAGCUUUGAAGGAUAUCCUUGGCAAUAUUGCUACAAAUCCAGUUCUGAAGGUUUGCCGAAGAUUCCUUCAUUUACUCUGAAGUUCAUGAUGAACAGCAGCUUUAUAGUCCAGGAUCCUGUAUUUGUGAUUUAUGGCAGUCAAGGUGCUGUUGGAUUUUGUUUAGCUGUGGAGCCUUCAGGCAUAGAUAUUGGAACGAUUGGACAGAACUUCAUGACGGGAUAUCGCAUGGUGUUUGAUAGAGAAAACCUGAAACUGGGCUGGUCGCGCUCUGACUGUGAAGACCUUACUGAUAAUAAUAGACUGCCAUUGGCUCCAGCAGAGGGUAGCUCGCCAAACUCACUGCCAACAGAACAGCAGAAUGCCCCUAAUAGCUCCGGAGUUGCCCCUGCUGUUGCCGGAAGGACACCCUCAAAUUCUGCAGCACCAACUUAUCGGGGGAUGCCAUUCAAGUUAUGCUUAACAAAGUUGCUGUUUCAGUUGCUGCUUAUAUCAAGUAACUUCCGACGGUCCUUAUAUACAUUCACUUUAUAAACCUGAUAAUGGUAUGCCUUAUAGGUUCAUAGUAUUAUAGGAUGUGUAGUUUUCCUUGUAAAUCAUGUCUCCAUCUUUUGGAGCCGUUUUUGUUUUCAUAUUCCCCAUCCCCCCCGCUUUUUUGGGUUUAUUGUUAUUUUGAGAUAUUAGCCAUUAGAGAUAGGAUGGGGCUGCUAGAUGAAGAGCUUGUUUUAUGCAUCUUCUAACUCUGGAUGUUCAAUUUCGUGUUACCUUAUCAGAUACUAUUAUACAUACGUAAUGCUCACUGUUGAAUUCCA
Messenger RNA from Solanum dulcamara, 2245 nucleotides. Its product is annotated as aspartic proteinase-like protein 1. The transcript has 10 exons. The coding region runs from base 348 to 1967 and encodes 539 amino acids. Gene Ontology annotation, molecular function: aspartic-type endopeptidase activity. The record is from RefSeq and is a predicted model, not a curated record. Gene Ontology annotation, biological process: proteolysis. Lineage: Eukaryota; Viridiplantae; Streptophyta; Magnoliopsida; Solanales; Solanaceae.